ACAGCGCCGCCGGAGCUCUACAUUCUAUUUCGUGCACGAAGACUGCGAAAUAGAGUCUGAUAAUCAUGGGACUCAACUACGCGGCUAUGCUUUCCUACGGAGCUCUUGAGAAAAUGCAGAAGUCUGUGGAAAUCAAGGACCCGGUACUCCAGGUCGUGGAUUUGAAGCCGGUCAAAGAUAGUCGUUUCAGAGCGUACCUCUGGGAUGGAGUGGAGCAAUUCAAUUAUGGGAUGAUUUCUUCGCAAGCCAUCCCCCCGAUCAAGGACAAAUUGAAACCGAAUUGUCUGCUCAAGGUGAAUACUUUCAGUCUGACGGUCACGAAAGACAGACCGAUAAUAAUUCUCAUGGACUGCGAAGUCGUCGCACUAGCGGAAGAUGUCGGCCAAGGUCUCCUGAAAGUUGACGAGAGUCAAAAGAAAGAGCUACCAACCGACCCGAAGCCCGACGUGUCGACUCCCGCGAAAACAAGUCGAGUCCUCCCGCAGGGAAGCCCAUCGACGAGGGCGAAUCUCUUCCCCAUAUCUGCGGUUAAUCCUUUCCAGAAUAGAUGCACCAUCCGGGGUCGGGUCACCAAUAAAGGAGAAAUAAAAACGUGGGAGAAAGCGAGCGGCAAAGGCAAGCUCUUCUCCUUUGAAAUUCUCGACGACAGCGGUGAGAUCCGCGUGACGGGUUUCAACGAGCAAUGCGACAAAUUCUACGACUACAUCGAACCGAAGAAGGUCUAUUACAUCUCCGGCUUCCAAUGCAAGGCCGCCAAUAAACAGUGGAGGACGACGAACAACGAGUACGAGCUGACUCUGGGCAAAUUCUCGAACGUGGAACUGUGUACCGAAACAUGCGACGAUCUCCCGGAACAGUUGUACUCUUUCGUCGCGAUCUCGGACAUCGAAACUCUUCCCGCAGAUCAAAUGAUCGAUGUCUGCGGUAUUCUGAAAAACGCCGGCGAGCCUCAGACUUUCAAUAGGAAAUCCGACGGGAAACCGUUGACGAAACGCGACGCUUUCAUCGUGGAUGACUCAAGAAAAGUAGUCACGCUCACCCUCUGGAAUGACGCGAUCAGUAAAAUAGACCGCACGGAUCAUCCAGUGAUCUUGAUUUCGAAGGCUCGCAUCACCUCUUUCAACGGCGGCUUGAGCAUCGCAACCAGCGCCGGAUCCGCCGUGGAGAUCGAUCCCGACAUCGAUCGCGCCAAAGAACUGAAAACCUGGUGGGCGAAAGAAGGCGAAAGUGGAGAGUUUGAAAGUAUCCAGGGUUCCGGUGGUGGUUCCACCAUGCCUCAGGAAUAUGUAGACUUCGAGAUGAUGAGCAAACGCGGCGAACACCUGUCGGGAGUCCAGGAUAAGCCGCUUUACGUAUGGAAUCGAGCCACGAUCACAAUGUUCAACAAGGAAACUUCGAUGUACAAGGCGUGUCCCAACGAGAACUGCAUGAAGAAGGUGCAUGACCAAGGCGACGGAACGUUCUCCUGCGAAAAGUGUGCCUCCUCCGGCCCGAACUACAAAUGGAGACUCAUACUGAAAAUGGCCGUCGCGGAUCCCACGAAACAGUUGUGGUGCACAGCCUUCAACGAGAAAGCUGAGCAAAUCCUCGGCGUCACCGCCGCAACACUGGGAGACUACUCCGAGAACAACCCAGACGAAAUGGAUAGAAUAUUCUCCGCGUCGAUGUUCAAGCAGUUCCAUUUCAAGUUUCGUGGUCGCAUGGAAGUUUUCCAAGAUGAGCGCCGCUUCCAAACGGCGGUCGUGGAAGUUAAGGAGAUCAAACCGUCCGAAGACAGUCAACACCUGGUCAAGGAUAUUUCUGCCUUGGCAAAAUUCCUCUGAGGCUUCCAAUUCAACUCGGAAGCGGAGUUUAGUAGAUACAAACAGGUAUCGCGAAGUUUUAAAGCUGUAAAUUACAUCAUUGGUGUUUUUGACUGACUCCAGUCCAAGGUAUAUGAAAAGGAAGAGGCCUCUCGCGCGAGUCCCGAUAUUUCCCUCUUAAUUGAUCAAUUGAG
Molecule: messenger RNA, 1996 nt
Organism: Galendromus occidentalis (western predatory mite)
Lineage: Eukaryota; Metazoa; Arthropoda; Arachnida; Mesostigmata; Phytoseiidae
Product: replication protein A 70 kDa DNA-binding subunit
Exons: 8
Coding region: 66-1823 (585 amino acids)
Biological process (GO): DNA repair; DNA replication; DNA recombination
Cellular component (GO): nucleus
Molecular function (GO): DNA binding
Source: RefSeq, a predicted model, not a curated record